AUGCCAACAAAGACUGGCGAGGCGAGGCGAGACGGAACGAGGGCAGUGAGAAAGAGAAAUGAAGUUCGUCUUAGUGGUCGUCGUUGGGGGUUUCCAAGGGCGCUGGCGCCCGUGCAAGCAGUGCCGAUGACAAAAUAUGAGGAGAGGAGGGGAGGCGAUCUACCUUUGUUUAUGGCUGCUUUUGAUAGGGCAGAACAAAACAAAGGACAGAGAGGUAAAAGAGGAAGAGUCGAGAGGACGCAGGAGGAGGCGAGAGGUAAAAAAGGAAAACGAUGUAAAGCAGUGGUGGAAGAGGAAAAAGGGAAGCGGCAAUUUAAGACGGCGGGUGACAAGAAAAAGUUAGUACUGUACCUACCUACUCUGGGUAUGGAAGAGUACUUUGCUAAUCAUGCCGCUCUAUAUGCCGUUGCAAGUACUCGUCAGGUUAAUGGGAAAAGUGCAGGACUAAUUCCUAUAAAAUUCCGCCGUUAG
Molecule: messenger RNA, 471 nt
Organism: Fusarium graminearum PH-1
Lineage: Eukaryota; Fungi; Ascomycota; Sordariomycetes; Hypocreales; Nectriaceae
Exons: 4
Coding region: 1-471 (156 amino acids)
Source: RefSeq, a predicted model, not a curated record